AGGCGCCAGAGAGCGAGCCCAGCACACGCUGCGUGCCGCUGACGGCCCAGGGAGGUGAGGUGAAGCGAGGCGGCGAGCGCAGCAAGUGACUGCGAAGGAAUGGCCCAGCAACAGCCCGCCCUGGGGGGCUCCCCGCCGCCCGCGUACAUUCACACCCUGCCUGCCUGCGUGCUGGAGGAUUUCUGCCAGAAGAUGGACUGUCUGAACGACUCCGACUGGAUGCGCUUCGCCUCCUAUGUGAUAACUGAUCAGACAGAGCUGCGGAAAAUCAAGUGCAUGGAGAAGACGGGAAUCAGCAUAACGAGAGAGCUCAUGUGGUGGUGGGGAGUGAGGCUAGCAACAGUCCAACAGUUACUGGAACUUCUCCAAGCACUGCAGCUCUACCGAGCAGCACAAGUGAUUCUGGACUGGGUAUCAGUCUCUAAUAUUACUAAUCCUGCCAGAGUGCCAUUAGAGUCACCUAAACAGGAGAACAUACCCUGUUAUCCCACAGAAAACAAAAAUAAAGCCAAAGAAAAUGAGAUUGGACCAUCACCAGACUUACCACACUUGUGUGUGUUAGCAGUACCUAAUCCAGUUUCUGGAGGAAUCUCAGACUCACUCCCCUAUCCACUACCUCCCCCAGAGGACCUUAUGCACUCCCUACAAUCAAAUCCUCCUCGUUCAUCGAGUGUGAAGCCCUGUGGUUCUUCCAGUCCUCGGCAGGAAACGAUUGCUGAUCUCCCUAGUGGGCGCCUUUUGUGGACCCCGGGGGAAGUGAUAAAUGCUACCAAUGGUUUCAGUGAGGAGAACCGAAUUAAUGAAGGUAUUUUUGCUGAGGUCUACAAAGGUCAGAGACACAAUGCAGUAUACGUCAUUAAAAGGCUCAAAGAGCUGGAAUGUACAAGCCAGAAUUCAACACAAAGAUUCUUUCAUACAGAAGUACAGAUUUGCUUUCGGUGUUGUCACAUUAACAUUUUACAACUAGUGGGUUUCUCACUAGAAAGUGGAUAUCACUGUCUGAUAUACCCCUACAUGGAUAAUGGAUCACUUGAAAACAGACUACAGUGUCAGGUUGGUUCCAUGCCAUUAACAUGGGAGAAACGCAUCACAAUUUCUAUAGGACUUAUCCGAGCCAUUCAGUAUCUCCAUAACUUUGGGAUUCUGCAUGGGAAUGUCAAGAGCUCCAAUGUUUUGCUGGAUGAAAACUUCACACCAAAACUUGGACAUUCAGGUCUCCGACUGUAUUCUGUGGAAAAAAAAUCAGACUAUGCUAUGAUGAAAACCAAAGUUUUACAAGCUUCCCUCACUUACCUGCCAGAAGAUUUUGUCAGGCAUGGACAGCUAACACAAAAAAUUGACAUCUUUGGUUGUGGAAUAGUUUUAGCAGAGAUGCUGACGGGCACUAAGGCAAUGGAUGAAGGAAGAACCCCUAUUUAUCUGAAAGAUGUAAUUGCUGAUGAAAUCCAAACAGCAAAAGCAAGUUCAUGCUCCAAGCACAAAAUCGUUGAAAAUCUUGCUGCCAAGGAAAUAUGCUGUAAAUAUCUAGACAGGAAGGUGGGACACUUGCCAUCAGAAAUUGCUGUUCUCUUUGCCACUGCCAUCUGCCUUUGUCUGCGGAAAAAGAAUCCUGACCUAGCAGAGGUGCAUGAAAUGAUGAAAAUGGCUGAACAUAAAAUAAGAGAUCACAGCCUUCUUGAAGGCAGCACUUUUUCUGGAUUCUCCAUUAAUACCCCAGAAGAAACAGAUGACGAGACAGCUAGUCACAACUAUAGUUCUUCAGGUGAUAGCAAUGAGGACAGUGCAACAGCAAGGUCCCUGAAGUGUGCAAAUUCAUCCCCACCUUUACUAAGAGUCAUGCCACCUGAAAUGUACAAUGGACAGAUGUCACGGGUCCCUUGUGAAUCGGAUGAAUCGAGUAGUUUUGUAUGGGAUCCUGAGGAGGGUUCUGCAUAUGGCCCACCUAGCAGUGGCUGUACUGAUCCAGAAAUUGCCACAUCCUCUCAUUCCGGGAGAAAUGCUGAAAUAUGUACUGGUGGCUUCCAAGAAAAAAAUGUGGCAUCCAGUGAAAAUAAAAAGACUUUGGAAAUGGUAUCUCCUGCAGAAAGAAUGGUUUCUUCAACCAAUGCAAACCUUGACCCUUCAUGUUCUUCACAAGGAUUAGCCAAAGAAACCUCUUGGGAAAUAAAGAUCAAUGAUAAAAAAAAGAAGCUUAUGGAAAAUAUUUUACUAUAUGAAGAAGAAAAGUUAAACAGCUCUGAACUCUUUGAAUCUCAAACAUGA
Emys orbicularis (European pond turtle) is the source of this 2262-nucleotide messenger RNA. RefSeq names its product interleukin 1 receptor associated kinase 2 (gene IRAK2). NCBI's taxonomy places the organism in Eukaryota, Metazoa, Chordata, Testudines, Emydidae. Gene Ontology annotation, biological process: protein phosphorylation; signal transduction. Gene Ontology annotation, molecular function: ATP binding; protein binding; protein kinase activity. The record is from RefSeq and is a predicted model, not a curated record. Bases 100 to 2262 code for a protein of 720 amino acids. Gene Ontology annotation, cellular component: plasma membrane. The transcript is spliced from 13 exons.